This is a messenger RNA of Portunus trituberculatus (swimming crab), 1788 nucleotides long. RefSeq names its product glutathione S-transferase theta-1-like (gene GstT3). Lineage: Eukaryota; Metazoa; Arthropoda; Malacostraca; Decapoda; Portunidae. Gene Ontology annotation, molecular function: glutathione transferase activity. Gene Ontology annotation, cellular component: cytoplasm. Gene Ontology annotation, biological process: glutathione metabolic process. The record is from RefSeq and is a predicted model, not a curated record. Bases 141 to 827 code for a protein of 228 amino acids. The transcript has 5 exons.
AGAGUGAGUGUGUAUGUGUGUGUGACUGUGUGUUCUUGCCCUUGGACGCGGGAUUUCGUCUGCACUCUGUACCUUUAUAGUCGUUCUGAUAUUCUUGUUAUCUCCUUGCCCUUGAGUGGACAGCCUCCGUCUCCGCCACGAUGCUUAAGUUGUAUAUUGAUCUUAUGUCCCAGCCGUCCAGGGCAUUGUACAUCUUUUUGAAGAAGACCAAAAUACCCUUUGAAACUAACCUCGUCAAUCUCGCCAAAGGAGCACACCGCACAGAAGAGUAUGCAGCUAUAAAUCCUUUCCAGCAAGUACCAGCAAUAGAUGAUAAUGGUUUUAAAUUAUCAGAAAGCGUUGCAAUACUACGUUAUCUGUGCCGUGAGCACAAUAUUGACGACCACUGGUACCCUAAGGACUCAAAGGCUCAGGCUCGGGUGGAUCAGUAUCUGGAAUGGCAGCACGUCAACACCAGGAUUUCCUGUGCCAUGUACUUCCAACACAAAUUCCUGAUUCCCAAGAUGUUUGGGACUGAGGUAAACGAGAAGAAGGUUGCUGAUUUCCAGUCCCGCAUGGAAGAUGCCUUGGAGAAUUUUGAAACAAUAUGGCUGAAGGAUCAGCUAUUUCUUGCUGGAAAUAAAGCUUCCAUUGCUGAUAUUCUUGCUGCUUGUGAACUAGAACAACCCAGUAUGGCUGGGUAUGAUGUGUGUGAGGGGCGGCCUUUAGUCACUGCAUGGUUGCAACGUGUAAGAGAAGCCUUCCAUCCUUACUAUGACGAGGGCCAUGCUAUUGUCAGUAAAGUUCGAGCAAAGCAAGGAUUCAAGAUCCCUGGUGCUAAACUUUGAAAUGUAUAGUACAUUGUGAUGAUACAGGCUGGUCCUAUACAAUCAAAUAUGUUAAUUUCAGUAGUAUUGUACAUAUUUUUAUAUUGCUAUAAAGUGUAACAAAAAGAAAAUAUGAGACUUGUUUUUCAAAACAAGUGGAAAAGCACAUCAUAAAAGUAGAACAUAUACUCUAAAUACUAAAAAAAUUUAUUUACAAUUAUAAAAAGAGAAAUUUUAAAACCUGACUGACACUUGGACAGUGAGGGUCAUUUCUUCUCAUAAGUUCUUGAGGAUAAGAUGUGAGGGAAUGCUUAAAUUUAAAGUAUGAUUUUUUUUUUUCUUUUUCUAAAAACAAACAUGAAAAAGUAAGGUAAGUUGCUAGAAGCCAUCAGUCUAUACAUGGUAGGCAGUGUCAGAAAUUUGCCUAUUUCCAAUUUUUUUUUUUUUUUUUUUUUUUUUUUUUUUUUACAGUAUAGGCUAUAGGCCUUACUGUAAAAAAAAAAAUGGAAAUAGGCAUAUUUCUGACACUGCCUACCAUUACAGUGUCGAGGAGAGAAACACAGCCAUACUACAUUAUAUUACAUUUUCUGAAUAAAAAAAAGAAAAUCUUUCCAACCAAACAAAAUCAACACAAAUACUUUGUUGCAUAAAGAACCUUUUUUUUUUAUUUUCCUAUUAUGAAAAUUUUUAAUUUGAAAGUACGUGUAGUUAGAUUAUAUGUUAUGGUAUUAUUACUUAGGUCAUGUUUCUAAUAUUUUGUAGGUCUUAUAUAUGAAACCCCAAAAUAAUCCUAGGCAUGCUGAUAAAAAAGAUAAAUAAAUAAAUAUUAGAAUGACGAGUGUUAUUUCAAUUGAAAAAAGAAAUUGCUGCUUGAUAAAAUCUCUUUUGCUGAUUGUAAUUUGAUUUGCAUUUCUAUCAAAUCAAAUACCAAUUCAAUGCAAACUCCUCUAAUAAAAAAAGAUUGUUGUAAAGCCAAAAAAAA